Messenger RNA from Tupaia belangeri chinensis (Chinese tree shrew), 627 nucleotides. RefSeq names its product BLOC-1 related complex subunit 7 (gene BORCS7). NCBI's taxonomy places the organism in Eukaryota, Metazoa, Chordata, Mammalia, Scandentia, Tupaiidae. Gene Ontology annotation, cellular component: BORC complex. Bases 61 to 381 code for a protein of 106 amino acids. The transcript has 5 exons. The record is from RefSeq and is a predicted model, not a curated record.
UUUCUUUCGCUUUGUAACUCUUUUGGCCCCGACCACUCGCCAUCGCCCGAGCGGAGUUGAAUGAUGGCGACGGGAACUCCAGACUCUCAGGCGCGAUUUGGUCAGUCCGUGAAGGGGCUUCUCACGGAGAAGGUAAACACCUGUGGAACAGACGUGAUCGCGCUCACCAAGCAGGUGCUGAAGGGGUCCCGGAGCUCGGAGCUGCUAGGUCAGGCAGCGCGAAACAUGGUCCUACAGGAAGAUGCCAUCUUGCACUCAGAAGACAGUUUAAGGAAAAUGGCUAUAAUAACAACACAUCUUCAAUACCAGCAAGAAGCUAUUCAGAAGAACGUUGAACAGUCAUCAGACCUACAGGACCAGUUGAAUCAUCUGUUGAAAUAGAGCAGCAUGUAAGAGGACAAUAGCACUUUUUUUGCCUGAUGCUGAGGAAGAAAUAUCUUAACCAUUGUGCUGUGGGUUUGAUUUUCCGUAUUUUCCUCUAAAAGUUAAUCUACAGAAGAGUUACAUUCCUAAAGAGAAGCUAGGAGGUCGAAUUUUAGAAGCAAUUCUUGAAUCAGACUAACUCAUGCUCUUACUGAAUUUUUAAGUUGCUCUGUUUAAUUUGAUAUUAAAGCAAAAUUAAGUAUA